AUGGCCUCGAACACCGCCACCUUGGUGAACCUCCCCAGCGGAGGAAAAAUAUGUACGACCAUCCCUGACAUCCUCUAUCUCCCAGAACUGAUCUUUGGUGGUCUGGUUUGGAUCCUGGUGGCCUGCACCCUGGUGGUGCCACAGAACCCUCAGGGCUGGGUCAUGUUUGUCUCUGUCUUCUGCUUCGUCAUGACCUUCAUUUGGACGAUGGUGUUUGCCUGCGGGGGACACAACAACCGCAGCAGCUGGGCAGCAGCUGACUUCAUCUACCACUUCAUUGCCGCCUUCUUCUACCUUAGUGCCUCUGUGGCUUUGGCCAAAGUGACUCUGGAGGCGAAAGAUAAGUCAAACUUCAAGAACUAUCAGCUGGACAUCUCAGCUGUGGUGUUCUCAUACGUGGCCACUCUGCUCUACUUCAUCCACACCAUCCUGUCUGCCAUCAGAUGGAAAUCUUUCUAGAUGUUUAGUGUUGAUGUG
Molecule: messenger RNA, 477 nt
Organism: Cynoglossus semilaevis (tongue sole)
Lineage: Eukaryota; Metazoa; Chordata; Actinopteri; Pleuronectiformes; Cynoglossidae
Product: myelin and lymphocyte protein-like
Exons: 4
Coding region: 1-459 (152 amino acids)
Biological process (GO): myelination
Cellular component (GO): membrane
Molecular function (GO): structural constituent of myelin sheath
Source: RefSeq, a predicted model, not a curated record